AUGGGGACGGCAUGGUGGCUCUUGUUCACCGCCGUAAUGAGCUGGGAAGGGGCAACGCAGGGGAACUAUACGCCUCUGAUCUUGAUCCUCACGCUGGUGGUCUCGUCGCUUUUGGUCACCAUCAUCGCACUCUCUCUUCCACGGCUUCGCGUCCGACAUCACGACACAUGGGAACUCACGCAUAGAUUCAUGGGCUGGCUCUCCGUCGCGCUGUUCUGGGCGCAGGUCUUGCUGCUUACUCACUACAAGACCAUAUCGCACAUACCCGAGCGAGGUUUCGGGUACCUACUCAUCAAGGCGCCGACGUUCUGGAACCUCGUUGCUAUUACCUUGCUCUUGAUAUAUCCCUGGGUUCUUCUUCGUCGUUGGACAUUUAUCGCCACACCGCUCUCACCUCACGCUGUCCAGCUAAGCUUUUCAAAUGAGGUACACAAAUACUCUUGCCUCGCCCUGUCCUCGUCUCCACUGCGAGAGUGGCACCCUUUCGCCACCUUCCCCAACGUCGAGGUAAACGGGGCAAGGGAGGGUAGCAGCAUGGUUGUGAGCGCUGCCGGAGAUUGGACGAAAGGACUCAUCGCCGCCGUCCAAAGACAAUGUCAGUCGCAGCGACCAAUAGGGGAUGGUAGGAAAGAGGGCAGUGUCCAAAUGAGCUUCUACGUGAAAUCUCACCCCCGCGCUGGGGUGCUCUCACUUUCUUGUCUCUACAGACGCGUGGUCAUCAUCACGACAGGCUCCGGCAUUGGGCCCUCUCUUUCCUCACUUCUCGAUCGCCCUGCAGGCCAGGAUGCGCGCCUAGUCUGGUCCACGCGCUCACCUCUCGCAACGUACGGCGCGGGCAUCAUGAACCUGGUUGACCGGGCUGAUCCAAGCGCGAUCGUGCUCGACACGGAUGAGAUGGGGCGACCGGAUCUGUUAGCGGUCGCGUGGAGGGUGUAUCGGGAGAUGGAUGCGGAGGCAGUGUUUGUGUUGUCGAACGAGAAGGUCACAAGGAUGGUGGUAGGGGGGUUAGAGAGGAGAGGGGUCCCAGCGUAUGGACCGAUUUGGGAUUCGUAG
This is a messenger RNA of Ascochyta rabiei, 1053 nucleotides long. RefSeq lists its product as uncharacterized. NCBI's taxonomy places the organism in Eukaryota, Fungi, Ascomycota, Dothideomycetes, Pleosporales, Didymellaceae. The record is from RefSeq and is a predicted model, not a curated record. The coding region runs from base 1 to 1053 and encodes 350 amino acids. The transcript has a single exon.